Molecule: messenger RNA, 2298 nt
Organism: Oldenlandia corymbosa var. corymbosa
Lineage: Eukaryota; Viridiplantae; Streptophyta; Magnoliopsida; Gentianales; Rubiaceae
Source: the annotation of a GenBank genome assembly
AUGGCAACUGUUUCAGCUGCCUUCUCCACUUCGAUUUUAGUAAACCAAGUCAAUUUCAUCUCUCCUAGUACUUCCGGCAGGCGUCUACGGAUUCUUGUCCAUAGAAAGAUCAAUUUUGAUUUCAAACACAGUUCAGGUCGCCGGAGUGGAAGAAUUUCGGCGGCGAGGAAAGAAGGCACGGCGGUGGUGGAUGAGAAGGAAGAUGAGUAUUUGAAUAAAUUGAAUGGGAGUUUGAAUGGAAGCUCCAACGGAAGCUACGGUUUGAACGGUUCAGCGUCUGACAAGUUUGGGAAUGGCGGAGUGGUUGCAACGGAGAGUGGAAGUGAGAGUUUAGUGAAAUAUGUAAAUGGGAAUGGGAAUGGAGGAGUGCGGAGCAGUGUGGGUGAUCUUGUGGAAUUGAAAGCAGAAAAGGAGAACAAAAAGAAGAAAAGCGUGGAGGAGAUUGGGCAAGAAGAGGCUUGGUUCAAGCGAAGUGGGGGCGAUCAAGUCGAGGUAUCUGUUGCUCCUGGGGGCCGAUGGAGUAGAUUUAAAACAUAUUCAACAAUUCAAAGAACCAUGGAAAUUUGGGGAUUUGUUAUAACAUUUUUAUUUCGAGUUUGGUUAAACAACCAGAAGUUUUCCUACCGAGGUGGCAUGACCGAGGAGAAGAAAGUUCAGAAGCGCAAGGUCCUUGCUAAGUGGCUUAAGGAAAACAUUCUGAGAUUAGGACCUACAUUCAUUAAAGUUGGCCAACAAUUUUCUACAAGAGUGGACAUUCUCGCUCAAGAAUAUGUGGAUCAAUUGUCAGAGCUGCAGGAUCAAGUACCUCCAUUUCCGUCAGAGACUGCUGUAGCUAUUGUUGAGGAGGAGCUUGGGGCUCCAGUGGAUGACAUAUUCCAGCGGUUUGAUCGUGAGCCUAUUGCUGCUGCCAGUCUCGGUCAGGUCCAUCGGGCUAAAAUGAAUGGGAUGGAGGUUGUUGUCAAAGUGCAAAGGCCUGGACUUAAGGAUCUUUUUGACAUUGAUCUUAAAAAUCUAAGGGUAAUUGCUGAGUUUUUCCAAAAAGUUGAUCCGAAGUCUGAUGGUGCAAAGAGAGAUUGGGUUGCCAUAUAUGAUGAGUGUGCAAGUGUUUUGUAUCAGGAAAUUGACUACACAAAGGAAGCCGCAAAUGCCGAGCUGUUCGCGAGCAACUUUAAAGAAAUGGAUUAUGUCAAAGUUCCCAAGAUAUUUUGGGAGUACACCACCCCACAGAUUCUGACCAUGGAAUAUGUACCGGGCAUAAAAAUUAAUAGGAUAAAAGCUUUAGACGAGUUGGGAGUUGAUCGGAAGAGAUUGGGUCGAUAUGCAGUUGAGUCUUACCUUGAACAGAUUUUAUCUCAUGGAUUUUUCCAUGCUGACCCUCACCCUGGUAACAUUGCUGUGGAUGAUGUCAAUGGUGGGAGGUUGAUUUUUUAUGACUUUGGAAUGAUGGGAAGUAUAACCCCAAAUAUCAGAGAAGGUCUGCUGGAAGUUUUUUAUGGAGUUUAUGAGAAGGAUGCAGAUAAGGUCCUCCAAGCAAUGGUUCAAAUGGGUGUCCUCGUGCCUACCGGAGAUAUGACUGCUGUCAGACGAACUGCUCAGUUCUUUCUUAACAGCUUUGAAGAGCGACUUGCAGCACAAAGAAAGGAGAGGGAAAUGGCUACAAAAGAACUUGGAUUUAAAAAGCCAUUGAGCAAGGAAGAAAAGAUAGAGGUUAAGAAGAAGCGGCUAGCUGCAAUUGGGGAAGAUUUAUUGUCCAUAGCAGCUGAUCAGCCCUUCCGGUUUCCUGCUACGUUCACUUUUGUUGUUAGAGCAUUUUCAGUUCUAGAUGGCAUAGGGAAAGGUCUUGAUCCUCGAUUUGAUAUCACUGAGAUUGCAAAACCUUAUGCUCUGGAGUUGCUAAAGUUUCGUGAAGCUGGUGCUGAAGUUCUCGUCAAGGACUUGAGGAAGAGAUGGGAUCGACAAUCACGUGCAUUCUACAACUUAUUCAGGCAAGCUGAUAGAGUAGAAAAGCUAGCUGAAAUUAUUCAGCGACUGGAGCAAGGAGAUUUGAAGCUUCGUGUUCGAGCAUUGGAAUCUGAAAGGGCCUUCCAACGAGUUGCAGCUGUCCAAAAGACAAUAGGAAGUGCAGUUGCUGCUGGAAGUUUGGUUAACCUCGCAACAAUUUUGUACUUAAAUUCUUUUGCGAUUCCUGCAAAGAUAGCAUAUCUAGCGUGUGCAUAUUUUGGGUUACAAGUUCUAGUGGGGGUUGUGAAAGUUAAGAAAUUAGAUCAACGGGAGAGGUUGAUCACUGGAACUGCAUAG